UCAAUCCUUAUAUGUAUCCAUCUUUUAUAAACUAUUUCUCACACCUUCAACUGUACAAAUUAUCUCUCUUCUCCCUAUCACUGUCACUCUGACAAUUGUUUGCCCACAUUCAAGUAUGGUACAGGCAAAGAAGUUCAGAGGUGUCAGGCAACGCCAUUGGGGUUCUUGGGUUGCUGAAAUUCGUCAUCCUUUGCUGAAGAGGAGAGUGUGGCUAGGAACUUUUGAAACUGCGGAGGAAGCUGCCCGAGCUUAUGAUGAGGCUGCGGUUUUAAUGAGCGGACGUAACGCCAAAACAAAUUUCCCAGUGCAGGCUACUGAUGAAAAUAAAAAAGACAACUCUAAAUCUAAUAAUUCGGCUUUAUCGGCCGGAUCAUCAUCAUCAUCACUCUCUGCUAUACUUAGCGCCAAACUUCGGAAAAGCUGUAAAUCGCCUUCGCCGUCUCUCACUUGCCUCAGGCUUGAUACGGAGAGUUCCAACAUUGGGGUGUGGCAGAAACGGGCAGGAGCCCGGCCUGAUUCUAGCUGGGUCAUGACCGUUGAAUUUGGAAAAAAGAAGAUCAUUAAUGAUAACGAGCAGAUGAUUAUUCCAGACGAAAACGUAACUUCUUCAAGUACGUUUUCGUCUCAGGAGAAUUCAAUCGAGAUCGAAGAAGGCAAAGAAUGUGGUGUGAUGAAUGAAGAAGAACGAAUGGCGCUUCAAAUGAUUGAGGAACUCCUCAACAGGAAUUAAUUAAUCAUAGUACCAUUAAAUUUAUUAGGUAAAAU
Molecule: messenger RNA, 765 nt
Organism: Solanum stenotomum
Lineage: Eukaryota; Viridiplantae; Streptophyta; Magnoliopsida; Solanales; Solanaceae
Product: ethylene-responsive transcription factor WIN1
Exons: 2
Coding region: 116-730 (204 amino acids)
Biological process (GO): regulation of DNA-templated transcription
Molecular function (GO): DNA-binding transcription factor activity; DNA binding
Source: RefSeq, a predicted model, not a curated record